AAACAAUCUCACAAAGAUUACAUAAAAAAUUAAAGAGAAUGCGUAAAUAGUAUUUUUAAAUAUUAAAAAAAGACAUUUUCAGUAAAACUUGUAUAUAUGAUGAAGGAUCAAAAGGAAUCUUUUUCAAAUAAUGAAUAAGAAAACAUCAAAUGUUAAAAAAUCAAAGAAUAUCAAGUUUAAAAAUAUAUUUCAGAUGAACUUUUUGAAGGGUUUGAAAGUAAAGAAGAGAAAUUAAAAAUCUUAUACCAUAUUAGGUUAGUGAAAAGUAAUAAAAAAAAAAAAGUAAUAAAAUUGAAUAAUAGGUAAAUAUUCUUUGUUUUUUAAGAUAGAGUUUAACAGAUAUUUUUUGAAAUCUUGAGUUUUGUUAGUAAUAUUGAAUUUAGGAUAAAAAAUGAUUUUUGGGCAAUUGCUUGAAUAAACUUAGAUAUAUACACAGGUAGAAUUGAGAAUUUAAACAUUAGGUCAUUGGCUAUUUCAAACAUGAAGUGUGAAUAAUUCAAGCGAGAGGUUUUGGUAGAGAAGAUUACAGAUUUAUAUUUUCCUUAUUGCAUGGAUAGAUAAGAGUACAUAUGACCAUAAGGAUCAAUUUAAUAGAAGAGUAGACAUUUAAUAAAGAAUAAGUAAACUUUAAGGGUAAUGAUCCUUAAUCCUUUUUUUAGAGUUUUAUUAUAAAAAGUGUUAGAAAUAG
Molecule: messenger RNA, 688 nt
Organism: Paramecium sonneborni
Lineage: Eukaryota; Ciliophora; Oligohymenophorea; Peniculida; Parameciidae
Source: the annotation of a GenBank genome assembly